GAGAGACAGAGUCGUUGACGGGUAAAUAACGCCAGACUACAUAGUACAUUUCUGCAACUCGAUCUACGCUGUCUUGUUUCUAUUUUUCAUCAUUCUUUUUUCGUUCCGCAUACGUUUAAACACACAAACCCCCCCUUCAUAAUUGCUUCCAUAACUGCUAAAAUCGAUUGCAGUUACCAUACAUUUCUUGUUGUCUUCUCUGGUUUUCCUGUCAUCUUAAAUCCCAAAUUAAAGCUUCCACAACACAGCACCAUCAUCAUCUUCCAUUCCUCCUUCAAUUCUGCAUCAAAGAAAUCUGGGAAUAUGGGAAGAAGGAGUUCAUGGAUGAGACGCGUUGACGAGGAAGACGGAGAUAGAGAGAGGUAUAAUCCAGCUGGGUGCAUGUGGAAGCGAUUCAUAUAUGCUCUGGACUAUCAUCACUGGCACUAUAAUAAUGCCAGGAAGAAGCUUCUGCCCAGAGUGAUAAAUGAUAAGAACAAGACCAAAUCGAUUCACAAUGAAACUGGAGAAGCACAGAGACUUUUGGAGGAUGAAGAAACACAUUUGCAGGUUAACCAGAACCCGAAAAAGCCUGGAUUAAACAACAAAAGAUCUCUCAAAGCACGGAUAAAAGCUCUGAUUAUGGAGCAGAACAACAACAAGCAGUCGAAAUAUCAAAGAACUUACUCAAUCCAUCAUCUCGAGCCUAACGACGAUGAUCCUGACUGGAACCACCCGAUUUUAAUCCUCCCCGGCACCCCAAACAAGGGUUCCAAGACACUGCAAGAUAAAGAAGAAGAGAUUUCAGUCAGGGAAAAGUCAUAUGUUCCCAGGAAGCAACUCAACAAGGAUACAGAUAGCCUGGAGCUGUUUCUAAAAUUUUUACAGGGUGCAGAGAUUUCCAAGAGGAAAAUAGGAUUAACAAAGUCUGGAUCUUUCCCUCUAUAUGACAGCAAGAGAGGAGACUACAAACCUCUUAAACUUAAAGACAAGCAGAAAGAAGUUUGGUCAAAAGUAGAGAGGUUAGAAGAUGAUAAUCAAGAACCAAACUUAGCUAUCCCAAAGAAUGCAAAGGAUCUCUUAGAUAGCUUGGGUCUCAUGGGCGAUGAAGAGGAUAACAGGACUCUGAAUCGAGCCUCGACCCUUGAUUUUCGAUGUAAAACAACAGAACAGAAGGAAGAAGAUAAGCAAGUGGCAGAGAUUGAUGGCAAGAAUGAUGAAUCUCAAGAAACUGCUGGAAAUGGUAUUCCCAAAUCUUCAUUUCUUCACAGAAGAAGUACUUCCCUGAAUGACUCAUUAGGCAAGUAUUCCAGGCUAUAUGAUCACAGUUUUGGCAAGGAAGUUGAAUUGAAACCUUCUAGGAGCUUAAAGGUGACAAACGAGCGCGUGAUUCCAUCAAUUCCUUUCAGAAGGAUACGCUCUUUAUCAGUGGAAUCGAGCUGUUUCCUUCAACUCGAGCUACUCGGUUCUGCUCCAUUCUCAGAUCAUGCAGUCAGGACAGCAGAAGAGAGCAGUUCUAUGAAUGUUACAAGCGAGGGCGAGGGCGAUGAGAAGCCAGAAAGUAAAGAAAAAACUGCAUCUUUAGAUGCACAGGAAGAGCCCGGGGAUCAAAGUGAACAAGCAGGAAGCAAUGAUGGUUUCUUGAUUGCAGAUACAGAUGAUGAAGUUAGUCCUGAUAUGGAAGAACUUGCCCAGGAAAUCGAUCAGUUAAAGCUACUGAUCAGAGGCGAUUCUUAUAGAGAACAAGGAGUCAAAUGCUCUGAAGAAACAUGCUUCCAAGAAGACUAUCAAAUCUCAAAAGAGGGCACAAUUAGCAACCAAGCCAAAGAGAAGGAUUCUGCAAUCAACUCGAGUGACAGUUUCUGUACAGAUUCAGAAAUGGAUGAAAAAGCAUAUAAUAAGCACAGCCAGUCUUAUAAAACAGAAAUGGAUGAUCCCGAUCUGUGCUUCGUGAUGGCGAUUCUUGAAUGCUCGGGCUUCACAGAGAAUUUCUUCCAAGGAACAUGGUACUCAAGUGAACAGCCACUAAACCCCUCAGUAUUUGAGGAAGUUGAGUCUUGCUGGGAGCAGGAAUUCCAAUCUUCAAGGGAAGAAAUCUGCAUGUUUUUUCACCAUCAGAUGCUAUUCGAUUUGAUCAACGAGGUUCUAACUCAGAUAUACGAUACAUCAUUCACUUACUACCCUGCAGCCUUAUCGUCCUGUACCCGCAUUCGCCCACUCCCAACAGGAAAACAUAUCAUUGCAGAGGUUUGCUCAACCAUUACUUCAUUGCUGAACUUAAAGCCAGAGGCAAAGCAGUCACUUGAGAGUAUUGUGGCCAGAGAUUUGGAAAAGGAUUAUGGUUGGAUGAAUCUGCAGACAGAAAGUGAGUUUGUGGCACUUGAGGUAGAAGGUAUCCUUUUUGAGGAUCUUCUGGAUGAGAUUUUGAAUCCUUGAUUCUGAAAUCACCGGUUAGGAUCAAGAGUUUAUCCCUACGCCAAAAGUGUUGUAGAUAAAUUUUGGUGUUAGCUUACUGUAUAUAUAGUUUGUAGAAUCCCUGAGUAAUGUGAUAUAAAUGGUUGGUUUUAUCUGCAAUAGUGUCAUCUAUCAUGUAGACAAAAUUUUGUUAAGUGGUUAAUUAAGAUUCAGAAAUUCAUUUGAGUUAAUGCACAACACACAUGUUGUUUUGUAGAAGUCUA
This is a messenger RNA of Ipomoea nil (Japanese morning glory), 2657 nucleotides long. RefSeq names its product protein TRM32-like. Bases 304 to 2415 code for a protein of 703 amino acids. The transcript is spliced from 5 exons. The record is from RefSeq and is a predicted model, not a curated record. Lineage: Eukaryota; Viridiplantae; Streptophyta; Magnoliopsida; Solanales; Convolvulaceae.